CUCAGAGUAUUGCAGUCAAUUGUAUUCAUUUUCAAGCAGCUGAAGAAAAUGGCUUUUCAUUGCCGAGUCCUCAUUGCUUUACUUUUACUUUACUUAAAUGCACAGGCUGGCGCAGCAAAAACAACCUCCAGUGGAGCCUGGCAGCCUUGGCUAAUUGGACUCACUGCCGUCACUGUGUUCAUUUUCAUCGUCUUUGUCCUGUUGAUAAUGAACAGGAUUUUUUGUACAAAGAAUAAGAAUCAAGGGGACUCUGACAAUAACCAUUCUGGCGGUGAUGAGUGUGUGAAACAGGACAUUGAACUAUUGCCUGAGGAUAGGAAUAAGAAUCAAAAGGACUCUGACAGCAACCAUUCUGGUGAUGAUGGAACUGCAGCAUCCAAUGAAUAUUGCAACCCUGCAAUCAUCGAGGAUGAGAAACGGACAAACCUAUAAAGUUCUCCAACUCGAUGCUCAGGCACGACUUCAAUUGUCUUCAACUGUCUUCAGUUUCCCACAAAAUAUAGAAUUAUUGCUUAGUUGCUGAAAGAUGUAAUUCUCUGUAAUAGAAUGCUGAUUAUUCUUCUAAUACAUAAGUGGAGACUAACAAUAACCAUGCCCUUCUCAAUGGUAACUAGAGACGGACAAUAAAUACUGACCAGCCAGAAACAUCCAUGUUUGAUGAGUGAGUAAAACAAAAACAUGAUAAAUAAAUUGUAAUCAUUUUUGAUGUUUUCCAACUUAUGAAAAUAUAAUUUGCUACACGUAAGGUAUUAGUGCAUUUUUCUUCGAGAAUUGGUAUGUUCUUUAUAAAAGAUCACCAAUAAAUAAUAAUGGAAAUCUUCUG
Messenger RNA from Chiloscyllium plagiosum (whitespotted bambooshark), 823 nucleotides. RefSeq names its product small integral membrane protein 24 (gene smim24). NCBI's taxonomy places the organism in Eukaryota, Metazoa, Chordata, Chondrichthyes, Orectolobiformes, Hemiscylliidae. The record is from RefSeq and is a predicted model, not a curated record.